UGAAACAUCAUGGCGGCGUGCAUGCUCCCCGCAGCCUCCAGAUACUCACUGUUUAUUUUUCUCAGAGACAGUUUUCUGUCCCCGAGGACCAUUUACCGACUGUCAUCUAUUUCUUCUGGAAACGGUUAUACUAGUUGGAGGACAUCAUCCAGUUCCUCCUCGGAGCCCCCCACAGCAGAUACCUGUGCCUUCAGGGGACACUAUGGUCUCCUUGUGAAGUGUGGGUCGCUGAGGAAAGAUGCUCAGCAGAAACAUGUUCUCCAACGCCUGGCUCAGCUGCAGCACACCAUGGAGAACUACAGCAACAGCAUCUACUUAAAUUCACCUCCACCCGGGCCGAGCUCCAAAGAUCAGUUGACGGAUGAGGAAGGGUCCCACGUAACAGCAGCUGAAAACAAGGGAUCUGCUACUGAGGUAAAGGAGGAGGAACCCUCUCCACCACCACCACCUCCCAAAGGCUUCUACAUCUAUGGAGAUGUUGGCACAGGGAAGACCAUGCUCAUGGAUAUGUUUUAUUCCCACGUGGAAAGCACUCGUAAAAAGAGAGUCCACUUCAAUGGCUUCAUGUUGGAGAUCCACAAAAGGAUACAUCGGAGGAAACAAAGCCUGCCAAAAAGAAGGCUAGGGGAAAGGUUCACCUCUGACCCCAUACUACCGGUUGCCAUGGAGAUCAGCAAUGAAGUUUGCCUGUUGUGUUUUGAUGAGUUUCAGGUGACCGACAUCGCCGACGCCAUGAUCCUGAAGCAGCUGUUUGAGACGCUGUUAAAGACCGGAGUGGUGGUGGUGGCCACCUCCAACAGACCCCCUGAUGAUCUGUACAAAAACGGACUUCAGAGGGACACCUUCCUACCUUUCAUCGACGUGCUAAAGGAGCACUGCCACACCGUCCGCCUCGACUCGGGUACCGACUACAGGAGGCUGAACAGGGCUGCAGCCAGAAAACUCUACUACCUCUCGGGGGAGCCUGGUGCGGCGGCCUGCCUGGAUGCGCUGUUUGAGGAGCUGGCCUCGAGUCAAAAGAGCGUUACAGGCCCUCGGUUGCUCACAGUUCUGGGGAGAGACGUGACUUUGGAAAAGACCUGUGGCUCCAUCGCUGACUGUAGUUUUGAUGAGCUGUGUGGCAAACCUCUGGGGGCCGGUGACUACCUGGAAAUGGCGCGGCUCUUUGACACCGUAUUCAUUCGCCACGUUCCGGUCCUGACGCUGACCCUGAAGGACCAGGCCAGGCGCUUCACCACCCUCAUCGACAACUUCUACGACAACAAGGUGAGAGUGGUGCUGCUGGCAGCUUCGCCUCUAGAGCGGCUGUUUGUCCACACCGGAGGGGACGAUGAGAGGGACAGACAACUACUGGAUGACCUGGGCCUCAGCGGGGAGGCCGCCGAGCGCCUCACACUGUUCACAGCCGAGGAGGAGAUCUUUGCCUUCCAACGGACCGUCUCCAGACUGACGGAGAUGCAAAGUGAGUCCUACUGGAUGACGGGAGACCGCAGUCACAGCAAGAAACCCAGCAACACCCACGGCUGACCGCCUCGUAAUCACAUACACCUCCGGACAACGCAGUGCCUCACCGACUCUGAAUGCUACUCAAGAGAAGUUCAGAAUCAGCAGGGGGGAAAAAAAAGACUUGAUAUCCGCACUAAAUAUUGCAACAACAAAAAAAUGAUUCCUGUUUUGGAUUUAGAUCCGACUUCCCCUGAUCUCAUGCAUGUGUGUUGUAGCGUUUUACUGUUUGGUCCCCUUCUAAGAGGAGUGCUCUCUCCCCCUUGUGGAAUAUUUCCCCGACAUGUUCAAACUACAAGGGAAACGGGUGUUCUCGCUUCACUGGGACAGUGUCCCUCAAAGCAGUUGGCUACCUCCCUCUAGUGGACAAAUGUGGGAAUUGUUUUUCAGAUCCAUUUUGUUCUCUGGUCCGUGAUUUUAAAACGUAAGACAGACACAAACUUCACCACAGUUACAAAAUGUAGAUGUUUCUUUUAAGUGUAAAAGAUGUGAGGAUUGUGGAAUAAGAAAAUUGGUAUUCAUAUUAAAUGAUUCCAUAUUGGA
Pungitius pungitius (ninespine stickleback) is the source of this 2046-nucleotide messenger RNA. It is a transcript of the gene afg1lb, whose product is annotated as AFG1 like ATPase b. Lineage: Eukaryota; Metazoa; Chordata; Actinopteri; Perciformes; Gasterosteidae. Gene Ontology annotation, molecular function: ATP binding; ATP hydrolysis activity. The transcript has 13 exons. The coding region runs from base 10 to 1527 and encodes 505 amino acids. Gene Ontology annotation, cellular component: cytoplasm; mitochondrion. The record is from RefSeq and is a predicted model, not a curated record.